Molecule: messenger RNA, 5381 nt
Organism: Styela clava
Lineage: Eukaryota; Metazoa; Chordata; Ascidiacea; Stolidobranchia; Styelidae
Source: RefSeq, a predicted model, not a curated record
AUAUUGAUUCAGUUAAAUAUUUAUUCCAUAUUGAAAUGAAUUUAUCUGUCUAAACAAUAUAAAGAGCUAAAAAUGUUUUGGAAAUUUGCUCCUUCAUCCAAUAUAGAUAGUCUUCUUGAUAAGGAGGAUAUUACCUUGAGAGAAGUUCUAAAUGAAGAAGAAGUUUUGCAAGAAUGCAAAGGACAAAACACAAAACUUAUAGAUUUUCUAUGCAAAAAAGAGAAUAUCGAAGACCUUGUUGAUAUGGUCACAUUAGAACCGCCUGAAGAUGAGAAUGAAGCAGUUCGGUAUAAAUUCCCAAGUCUUGCUUGUGAACUUCUAAUUUCAGACGUUACUCAAAUAAAUGAUGCAUUGGGAGAAUCUGAAGUUGUUCGGAAAAAACUCUUUAGUUUUUUAGACAGAGAACCUCCAGUUAAUUCUUUACUUGCAAGUUUUUUUUCUAAAGUUGUUGGAAUACUUUUGUCAAGGAAACCUGAACCGACGUUAGAAUACAUCAAAUCACAGGAUGAUUUCCUUGCCUCGGUUUUGAAACAUCUGGGAACAUCUGCAAUUAUGGAUCUUUUACUACGCAUGGUGACCUGUGUUGAGGCUGCGGAUUUAAGAGCACAAGUUUUAUCAUGGUUAAAUGAGAAUCAACUCGUUCAACGACUGAUCGGACUCAUUGAUCCAGAGUAUGAUGAGGAACUCCACUGCAACAGUGCACAGUCACUAUGUGACAUAAUAAGGUUAAGUCGAGAGCACAUGUAUACAAUGCAGGAAUCAGCACAGGAUGAUCCAUUGCUCAAUACAUUAGAAAGAGAGGAAACUGUAUCAUUACUUUUGCAUCAUAUGUUUGAUGGAGAAUUAGUUGAAUCAGUUAUUGUCAAUGGUAUCAGCAUUUUACUUGCAUUGCUCGAAAUCAGGAGGCCUGCUCCAUUCGGAUUUCCAGAGGCAGCUCCUGAGUUGACGCAACUAGAUGUUGAAAGACUAGCAAGAGGGGUAUCAAGAACUCUUCAUGGUGUCAGUGGACGACUAACAGAUUUUCGCAAUUUACUUAUCAAUCCACCAAAGAAAGAAAUUAUGAAAUGUACGUUCGGCGAUCUCGAUCCACCUCUUGGAAACACUCGUCUUCAUGUCGGAAAACUUUUAUCAGCAAUAUUAAUGACGAAUACUCAUAACAUCAAUAGUCAACUUGCCGAUCUUCGAAUUUUUGAUUCUCUACUGGACCUCUUUUUUAAAUAUGAAUACAACAAUUUUCUUCACACUCAAGUUUCCGGUUGCAUACAGACUGUGCUAAGUAAUGCAGCUAACGUUCCAACACAUUCAUCACCAGUCAAAACAGAGACAAAUUCCAAUCAAGAUGAUUCGGAUUCUCAAAAAAACGAAGAAGAGGAAGAAUCAGAAACAGAAAAUCCUAGAGUUGUCGCUCCUCUUCUUGCUCACAUUUUCGAAGAAUGUCGAAUCAUUCAACGAAUCAUGGAUGCAUGGGAAGACAAUCAUAGACAUGAAAACGAUGACGGUGGACAUAGGAAAGGAAAUAUGGGUCAUCUUACAAAUAUAACUAAUUGUAUUGUUGAAGGAUUAGAAAAAGGAGUAAAUUGCGAAAGAUUGAAAAGAUUUUUAGGCGAAAUGCCAGAAGAGGACCAAGGCAGGUGGCAAAAAUUUGUUGCCGAAGCUUUAUCAGAAAUGAAUGAAAAGAAUUCAAGGGAAUUAGGAGGACAUAACCCGAUGCAUUUCUCUUCUGAUGAAGAUAACGAUGAAUUUAGGGAUGUUCCUUUCAAUACAGAUAGUUCAUUGCAACAGGCCUACACUGAUUACCAACUUCAACAAAUGACUUCCAAUUUUAUUGACCAGUUUGGAUUCACUGACGAGGACUUCGCAGAACCUGAUGACAACAUCAAGUUUGAUAAAAUCGAAAGCAUUGAUUUCGAUAUAAAAGGAGAUACAAACAUGCCAUCAGCACAAUUGUUUGAAGCUGUUUGUAAAGCCAGAGUUGCUCAUCUUGACGAUAAUUUUGAUGAUGAAGAUGAAGAACAUUCUAAUAAAAGUGAUGAUGAUAUUUGGGAUGAAAGACCAAUUUCAUUUGCAGACGAUGUUCGAGGAAGUCCAACGUCGAAAACGAUAUCAACUACACCCACUGUGACUGUAAGGCACCGGUCAGAUUCUGGCAGUAGUACUGGAAGUAGUGACAGUAGUAAUGAAAGUCCGGUUGGUAGUCCGUUACCUAACGCAAUUAAGAUUCCGGAUGCAGAAGAGCGUAUGGACACCUCACAAUCUCCUGGAUGGAAGGCUGAUUUUGAUUUUGGGAGUGGUAGUAGCAACGAAAAAAAUUUGGAAGGUAGUCCCCGCGUUGAAUCUUCUGUUCCUGAUAAAAAAGUUUCUGAUGGUGAUCAUAUGAUGGACGUUGGACAGGAUUCCAAAGUGGAUGAAAUUGUUAUAUCGUCGAGUGCCAAUACAGCAAAUGAAAACUGGGCCGAUUUUGAAAAAUUCAAUAGCAACACUGUAGAUGUAGUGUCCAGCAGUGAAUCUUCUGAACAACCGGUAUCUUCGCAAGAACAAACUUCUGCCUCAUCAUAUUCUGCAGCAGAUUCAACCAGUAAAGAUACUAAUUUAGAAGAUUUGGAUGCUGGAUCUCCAAUGGCUGUCACAUAUCAACAUUCACCAGGGGAAGCGACUGAGAGUGCAUCAGUUGCCGAUGCAGAUAGUGUUCAGACUUCGGCUGAGACUGAAGCAGUUUCAUCUUCCAAUGAACAACAACAACAAACUUACCAAAGACAAUCGGACCAAGACAUCGUCAUGGAUGAUGUUUCAUCCACACCCGAUUAUCAAACAACGCAAACCAUCGCUCAGUCUUCAACUUUACCAAAAUCAGAAGAAAGUUCUGGAGGUGACGACAAUGUCCCUUCCUCUUCACACUCCGAUGCACCGGCACAGUCAGAAGACCAAAGGACAAGUGAGGUUGCUAUGGAUACAGAACCAUCGUCAACAGAUGAAAGCGAAGUUAAAAGACAGAGAAUCGAAAUGCAAGAAAAUCAAAGGACACAGGAAGCUGAUACUUCUAGUUCUGGUGUUGAUGACCAAACGACGGAGAAAAGUACAAUUACUGUGACUUCAAGUGAUGGAGGUGAAAAUGUAUCUGAUGUUGCUGACAGAGAGCAAGGCUCAGUAAGUGCUGCUGACACUGAAAUAUCUUCCAGCGAUAACAAUACUACGGAAUCGACUGAUCCCACUCCAGCGACCGAAAGUCUGGUGCAACAGAGUGCUGUAAGUGACACUAGUGAUGCGGCUGACGCUGCAAGUUCCGGUGACGAUGAUAGGUUAAUUACAGAAACAAAUCCUGUCCCAGACACGUCCACUGAUCCAAAUGCUUCUGCUACACAUUUUGGUGUCGUAUCGCAGUCUGACAGCUCUGAAUCUACAGGAAGUCCCCUGAAACAAGGGUUGUCCGACUACGUGCAGCACAAUGAGGUUUCUUCCUCAUCUGUCGUGGAUGCAAAACUUAGCAACGCUGUCUCCUCUGAGGAUACCAGAGAAUCAUCAGCAGUGAAUCCACCAUCCGAAAUCAAAAUGAAUGGUCCUGCAUGAUUGUCGGGCUCAAUCCAAAGAUAUGGUUCCUACUCAGUCUUCCAUCAAACGUGGAGGACAAACUGCGCGAGUUCAGUCUCUCGUUGGUCCAAGAUAUUGGAACCGAAACAAUACGGAGUGCUGUUCAAUCAAAGUUUUGAAUACAUGUUAAAACACUUACAUUUAUUGUGACAUAUAAAUAAGUUCUAUUUUUCUGUUUCAAAUCCGUAUUUACAAUAUUUUUGGAACAAUGCAGAUAUUGAUUUAAGAUAGAAAUGUAUGUAUGGGUUGUUCGAUCGUCUUGUUGUGUAAUUUUGAAGCCUUUUAUCAGACCAUGUUCAAUCUAGUAUGUGCCAUGUUAAGUAAUUUGGUAAUGUAUAGAUAGUUGCUGUCAACCUUCUCAGUGGCAACAGUGACUGUUGCUAUUGGCGACGAAUGUUAAUUUAUUAGUUGUUUUCACAAAUUGUCUGCCUCAAUCCACCUGUCUGUUAUGACAAUUUUUUGCGAGAUUUUCUUUCCUCAUUAGUAGAAUCUUUUAUUAUUGAAGAGCGAAUUUGCUUGGUGUAGUGUUUGAUUGUCCAUUUAUUUCUCACCAUGUGACCACUUCAAAUUAAAAUAGUUAAAAACUCGUGACUAAUUCAAUCAGAGGAAUAUUUAUGAGUGGAGACCAAUAUGCAGUUCAUUCUAUAUCUGACUCAAAUUUUGAAGUCAAUUCACAUUUUCUUUACAUUAAAUUAUGGUUUGAUUAGAUUUUAUUUGUUUAUUUACAUAGUGUUAAUGCAUUUGUUCUUGAUAAACUUCCUCGAAAUUUGGUGCAUUGAUAUAACAUUGGCCAAUUUGGCAAUAUAGUGUCAAAAUAAUGAUAAAUUGUGAAUGUUUUAGUAAAGUUUGACACAUCAUGGUUUCAGUGUUGGAUUUGGGGUAGUUUUUCUUCCAAGGAAUUUUUGCAACACUUUCGGUAAUAAUGGGUAAGUCAUGUGUUCAAUCGUGUUUCUUGAAAUAUCGAACACAGCAGAUAUCUAGAGCAUGUAUUUUCUUUUAUUUAUCUGUUGAGUGGAAUUCUGUCGUCAGCCAGUCCUUCUUUUAUACUUGAUAUUAUUUUUGUUCUCAUCGAGUUAUAAUUUAUUAAACAUUGUUAAUUUUCUUCCCAACGUGCACACUUUUAUUUUUGUUGCUAGUUGUAGCCAAUAACAAACAGCGAAUGGUGUUGUUUUUCCCUUUUCUCAUCCCACUUAUAGCAAAUUAAAAAUUAAGUAAAAAACGAUAGGUUUCUACCUUUGAAACUGCUGUUUGUUUUCAAGCGAUGGAAUAGGAUUGUGUAACAGACUUCUCCUUAGUUCAAAUGUAUAACCUGAUAUCACUUUUGAUUUUUCCUUAAAUUUUAUGAUGCAUUUUUUGAAGUAGCAAAAUCAUCAUUAUUCAAAACUUUGCAUUUAUCGCAUGGCCUGUGGUUACCUAUAGUAACGUGGUUUUCAGGAAAUUGAAAUGUUUCUAUUCCCCUCCCAUUCCACAAUGUCAGAAUGUGGUGUUAGAAAAAUACUGUGUUCCUUUUCAUCAACUUUUUGAAAUUUCCUAGCUGUUCAAUCCCAUCCCAUAAUCUAAUAUAGAAGAUUUGUGCACACCAAUUUGCUAAUAACUCUUUCGAUAACAUAUUUUUGAUUGGCGCUCAUAAGUCGUUAGCUGACGAGUCAUUCAUUUAUUAUUAUAUUUCAACCAUUGAUUUUGAUGUUAUUGUGUAUCGCAGCAGUCAUGAUCAGAUUGGUCGUGAGUCGAUCUUUUAUCCCAUACCUGCUGUGUACCAAGUGUACUACUCUGCUUAAUAAAUCAAUAUAAUAUUA